CCUUUCCUCUUUCCUUUCUUUAUAAAUUUUUUUCUGGUGGAAGCGAAACUUUGCUGGCGAUUUAAGAUUGCUGAGAAGACACGUCGUCUCUUGUGAGAUCUUUCUCUUUAAUCUUUUCUUUCUUUCUUCUGGUAAAUUCUGGAGAGAUAUUGCUUCUUUUUUUUUCUUAACCUCCGAAGACGAAGAAGAUUUCAUGGCGCAAGUGAUUAGCAAAUCGAGUUUGUUCAUCGGAGCUUGUGGGAAUCAUCACCGUGUUGAUGAUGAUUUCUCUGUUUCUCCUGUUAGUUUUGGUGGUUUUGGUUUGAAGAAGAGUUUCUCUUGUCUUCUUAAGGUUAAUAACAAUCUUAAAAGUGAAUUCCUUGGGAAACAGAUCGUUCUCGGAGGAGAUGCUCAACCCCCGAGCUUCAAUAAGAGCUUCCGUUCAUCUUCCAUCACUGCUCAGACAACUUUGAGGAUUGGGACAGCGCAGAAGUGGUGGGAGAAAGGUCUGAAAGAAAACAUGAGAGAGAUCUCUUCAGCUCAAGAGCUCGUUGACUCUCUCACCAACGCUGGUGACAAGCUUGUUGUUGUUGAUUUCUUCUCCCCUGGAUGUGGCGGCUGUAAGGCUCUUCAUCCUAAGAUAUGCCAGUUUGCAGAGAUGAACCCUGAUGUCCAGUUUCUUCAGGUGAAUUACGAGGAGCACAAGUCCAUGUGUUACAGCCUUGGUGUCCAUGUCCUCCCGUUUUUCCGAUUCUACCGAGGCUCUCAGGGUCGUGUUUGCAGCUUUAGCUGUACCAAUGCCACGAUCAAGAAAUUCAGAGAUGCAUUGGCAAAGCAUGGCCCAGAUAGGUGCAGCCUUGGACCAACCAAAGGUCUUGAAGAGAAAGAGCUUGUGGCACUUGCUGCCAACAAAGAACUCAACUUCAAUUACACACCAAAGCCUGUACCAGUUGAGAAAGAAGCUGCCACUCCUAAUUCAAACCCAAGUCUCCCUGUUCCUCUUCGGGCCAUGAACAACAACGAUGGAAAAACAUUGGUCUCCGCAGGGAGAUGAGAGCGGAUACACGUUUCCAUGUACAGUUUGCUGUGGUAGUAGUAGUAGUAGUAGCUGGAUAUAUUGCAGUACUUAAAAAAAGGAUGUCAGUUCUUGGAGCAGCCAGCCGGUUUAGUGGGGUUUAGUUUUUUUUGGGGUCCCCUGAGCAAAAUCGGUUAUUGGCAUCUGGAUUAUCUAGAGCAAGACCAGUUCCGAUGGUUACUCGAGUUUUGCUCAGUUCUUAUGGGAUUGAGAGUGGGAAAGUCGUGUGUGCUCGGCGGCAUGGAAGCUUUCUCCUUCAAUCAGCUUCUGUAGAGUUUUGGUUUCUUUGUUUGUUUUUUUAUUUGCCUUAAAGGCCUUUAAUGUAAAUAAAAUAUCCAAUGAGGAUUAUCAUACAAUGCCAUGAAGCACUCUAUGAAUUGGUAUUUUAUAUUGUUUAGUAUAUAUUAAGGUUUAUCUAUUGCUUACUC
Molecule: messenger RNA, 1482 nt
Organism: Capsella rubella
Lineage: Eukaryota; Viridiplantae; Streptophyta; Magnoliopsida; Brassicales; Brassicaceae
Product: thioredoxin-like 1-1, chloroplastic
Exons: 4
Coding region: 194-1033 (279 amino acids)
Biological process (GO): cell redox homeostasis
Source: RefSeq, a predicted model, not a curated record